Vespa mandarinia (Asian giant hornet) is the source of this 2402-nucleotide messenger RNA. RefSeq lists its product as uncharacterized. The record is from RefSeq and is a predicted model, not a curated record. Gene Ontology annotation, molecular function: protein binding. Lineage: Eukaryota; Metazoa; Arthropoda; Insecta; Hymenoptera; Vespidae.
AUAUGAUACAAAUAUUCAGUUAGUCGUGAGAUUUGUUAACGUGACAAGGUUUUCAACGUAAAGCAGAAAAAAAAGAAAAAAGAAAAAAGACAAAAAUGAGGUGUCAUUUCUUUUUCCUCCUCUUCUAUUUAUUUGGAUAUGCCUGGUCGGAGGAAACAUGUCAAACGAUAACAUCGAAAAUGGCGAAAACAGUGACCUUCGAUUGUACGGAAUUGAACACGUUACGAGAUCAUUUGGAUUCGGCACAAAUUAAUACAACGAACAUAAUAAUACACGGAUCUAAUCUAAUUAAUAUAGCCGGGCAUACCUUCGUCAGAUUCGGUGCAACAUUACGAGUUUUGGAUCUCCACGAAAAUAAUAUUGAAGCUUUAGAUCGUCAAGUAUUUACAGGAUUAAUAAAUUUAAAUGAACUGAUCCUAUGGGGUAACCGAUUGACAUGGAUAUUCAGUGAUUGGUUCGUAAAUUUAUAUAAUCUCCGAACUCUCGACUUAUCGUUCAAUCUAAUACAAAGCAUAGAUUACAAAAUCUUCCCGUUGCUUUACCGCGUGGAAAACUUUUACAUAGAUUAUAACAACUUGAAAGCCAUUGAUUAUAACUUGUUCGUCUAUAUGGUGAACCUUAAAAAAAUUAAAUUCGGUAAAAAUCCUUGGAAUUGGGGAUAUCGUGCUUUACUGACCUGGGAAAUGGAGAACCGAAACAUUGAUUACUCUAGCGAAUGGGAUGAUUGGAAUUGGAUGAGCAACGUGAUAAAAGAUUGCACGGAAAGUGGCGAGGGUGAAAUUCCAAGUGAUAGUGUAAUCGAUUGCGCUGUCAGGAAACUGUUGGACUUUACGUACGAUACUUUGCACUUCUCUCCUAUUGGAUGGACAAACGAUGUUGGAUGCGCUCCGGAAGCCAGGAGAUUGAUCAGCUGCGUAAGACCACGGAAUGUUACUGAAAACACGGAUUAUCAAACAAUACGUAUGAUCCUUCAAGAUUAUAGUAGAAUUUUACUUCCCAUGAUACGAGCUCAUAGUCCAUUAAGUUAUACCUCUAAUUCCGAAUUGUAAUUUUUUAUAUAUUUAUAUAUAUAUACGUAUAUAAAAAUGUAACUACAUUGUUAACAAAAGUAUUACUCGAAUACAUAAACGCAAAUAUAUAUAUAUAUAUAUUGAUAAUCGUUAAAAGAUCUACAAUAUUAAUGAAUCAAUUUGUCCAUGAUAUAUAUAUAUAUAUACAAAUAUAUAUUAACAUUUCGUAACAAAUACGACACGUGUGUAUAUUUUUAAGGCGUUACAAUCUUCCAACUAAAUGGAUAAUGGCACGCGAGUGAAUUUGUAUAGUUUUGCUUGUCCCUUUUCUAUCGUUUUAUCCCCACCAUCGUUACAUUCUCAUUUCACGUUGUCACAAAAGCGAGAGAGCUUUCUUCUUUCGCGUACGCUCUUUUCUUUGUUCGCCUGCUAGUGGAAGCGACGACGACGACGACGACGACAAAUGAACUCGAUACGUAAACAUAGAGACAAAGUGGGAGAGAGGAUAGGAGACAGAGGGAAAGAAAGAAGAAGGGAGAGGGAGGGAGCUAGGCGAGAAUAAACACGUUUACUGGGAGCACGUUUCUGUUUUGAAAUGUUUUGUUAACAGAGUCACGGAAAUGUCAAUCUAAUUGUACUAACCUUUAAAACUAGUUUCAUCAUUUGCAAUCAUACAACUUGUAAAUUCUUCAACUUGGUGUUUUCAAUAGAAAUUAUAUCUCACAGAGAGCCCUUAUUUAUCAAUGUCCUGCUGUAAUGGUGAUAUAAGUUAAUAUAUUUUACAUCGUUAUAACUUAAUUAAAAGUUUCUGUCGGUAAAAUGGAUCUUACGUAAAAUAGGAUGUAGAUGUCAUUCUCUGAUUAUCACAAUUCGAACUCUCGAUGGACGUCUAACGAAGAUUCGUACUCAUUAUUCCGAGACAGUUGAAUCUUUGAAGCAACGAAUUGCUUGUAUUUAUCAAUCCCAAAGAAAUCAAGAUUGGCCACCAGAGAGAAUAAAAUUAUGGAUCGAUGGUUACUAUUUAGAAAACAAUCGUACCUUGUCCGAUUAUAAUUUAACUUCCAAAGAUAAGAUCAUUAUGCAAUUUUGUUAAUAACGAUUACACGUACAAUUGAUUCGCAAAGACAUUUAUUAUUCGAGAAUGUCUAUUAAAAAGAAAUUAACAUGAAAAUUCUGAUUAUAUUUCCCCGUUGUCAUAAUUCUUAUUGAUUUAUAAUAUAUAACAUAAAUGUCAAGUAUAAAGAAAUUAAAUUAACGUUUUGAGUGUACUUAUACAAACAUUGUAAAUAAAUUAAAGACUUAUUUAGAUAUUUCAAAAUAAAGCGAUUAGAUGAUACUUUCCAUUUAUAAUCUUGGUUUUUUAAACUAUAUAUAAUUAAAUGCAAGAUAAAA